Messenger RNA from Pyricularia pennisetigena, 2706 nucleotides. RefSeq lists its product as uncharacterized. NCBI's taxonomy places the organism in Eukaryota, Fungi, Ascomycota, Sordariomycetes, Magnaporthales, Pyriculariaceae. The transcript is spliced from 5 exons. Gene Ontology annotation, cellular component: nucleus. Gene Ontology annotation, molecular function: DNA-binding transcription activator activity, RNA polymerase II-specific; zinc ion binding; RNA polymerase II cis-regulatory region sequence-specific DNA binding. Gene Ontology annotation, biological process: regulation of transcription by RNA polymerase II; DNA-templated transcription. The coding region runs from base 1 to 2706 and encodes 901 amino acids. The record is from RefSeq and is a predicted model, not a curated record.
AUGUCGGAGUUUGGGGAAGGCCUGUUUGCGGAUUUUCGGCCGGGGUCGAACAACAAGUCCGUUCAAGAGCAGACAAUUGCUGGCAAAUUUACUUCCACGCCUGGGUGCCCACCCUCACGUUCAGGUAGCUUCAUGGAUGUCUCGCGGGAAGAGGACGUCGGAGCUCGCAGUGCGGUGCGCCUGCAAAGGAAGCGACGAAGACCGGCUUUGGCAUGCGAUGAGUGUAGGAGAAGAAAGGUUAAAUGCGACAGGGCGGUGCCCUGCACCAACUGUGUUCGUCACCAGUGUGCGGAUGCUUGCAGCUACCAUUCUUCGAAUGUAUCUAGACGUCGGGUUCCGGACUCGACGCCUCCGGCUGACCCGGAGUCGGUCUGGCCUCCCCGGGCUAUUGAAGACCUCCAGACUCCCGCCGCAAAUUCGGGCUCGUCCAAUACCGGAGUUGACGGUAGAAGCCCAUCCUCUGCGCUUGACGCGAAUGUGACCUCCCUGAAUGAGAGGAUCCGCGAGCUCGAGGAGCGGCUCUCUCGAGUGCAGCCAAGCGCAGCUCCUGAUAGUUCCGCUCAUGAUGCUGCCCGGAGCAUGAUAAACCGGGGCGCCCCCAAGGGCAUCCUAGCAAAAACAAGAUAUUUCGGCGUGAGCCACUGGAUGCACAGCGCCGUAGCCUUACCUCUAAUCAUUGAAGUUAUGAAUUCCAAGGGGGAACAAGGCGAGACGCUAUAUAGCAGACUGAGCGCCAACAAAAGGCUUGGCCGACGUAUCAAAUCUGCUAGAAUGCCUGUGUCUGCAAGUCACAAAUUCAGUCAAACCAGGCGUGCACCUUGCUCGCGGGAUCUGUGCGACCAACUGGUGGACAACUACUUUCGCACUUUCGAGACAAUAUAUCGCAUCUUACACGUACCCAAAUUCCGCAAGGAAUAUCUCAAAUAUUGGGAGGAUCCGACGGCUGUCCGAGACGUCUUUUUGAUUCAGCUACAGCUUGUGCUCACCAUCGGAGCUUGUCUACAUGACGAUAUAUUUUCUCUGCGGAACCAGGCUAACGAGUGGCUGUUCGAUGCUCAACAUUGGAUCACGUCGCCAACGCCCACAUUCAAGGCGCGACUGUCCCUCGAUGCGAUGCAAAGUAUGUGCCUACUGCACAUUGCCCGUGAGACGACUGGUGUCGGGGCGGACUUGACAUGGAUAUCUGCCGGAGAAUUGUUGCGCAACGCCAUAUUCAUGGGCCUCCAUCGUGACCCCGACAAACUUUCCAAGAUGCCCACCUAUCGUGCCGAGAUACGACGGAGGCUUUGGGCCACUAUAUUAGAGAUGGCGCUACAAGCGAGCAUAGAUUCGGGUGGACCAGCGUCAAUCUCACUCUCGGACUUCGACACCAAACCUCCCUCCAACUUUGAUGAUACUCAGCUGGACGAUACUGAGGGUGAACCCGUGCUCGAGGCGCCCCAGCCGAUGCCUACCGACCAUUUCACUCAAACUUCGGUCCAGAUCGCGCUCCAUAAAUCCUUCCCAACCCGUCUCGCCAUCGCGCAAUACCUAAAUGACUUCCGCAGCAAUGGGAAUUAUAGCACGACCCUGAGGCUCAACACGGAAAUGACUGCUGCAUGCCGGACUUUAUCCAUGAUCCUCCGGUCCUUCAGAUGUCGAGAUAGCCGCGAUUCCCCCGAAAGUCCAACAAACAGUCAGCAUCCCUCAGAGUUUCAAAUACUCAUGACAGAACUGAUCACGCAUCGUUACUUCUUGGCUCUCCACAUGCCUUGGCAAACUGCUCUACAGCGAGAUCCGUCACACUACUUCUCCCGAAAGGUAUCUGUCGAGACUGCCAUGAUGCUCUAUCGAUCCUCCUGCACUCAUGGCAUCUCCGAGGACGGCUCAGCAGCCGAGUCUGUAGGACGGGCCGACUUUGCGCGCCUGUCGAUCUGUGGCUCCGGGAUAUACCGGAAUAACAACCUGCAGAACACAGUGACCUUGGCUACGGAGCUCAUCUGGCAACUGAGAGAGGAAAGAGCAACGCGAACAGAGGCCGGCUUUGUCGGUGAUUUUGGGAGCCCUGGGCCCGAUGCACACUCGCUGGCCGGCACACAGCAAGGCAGCGGGAUGCCACCGCUUUCGACAUCCAAGACGACUUUUGGCCUCGGUGUAAUGCCCUUUGCCGAUCUUUUGGACGCCUUGCGUGGUUAUGCUGCCCGGACAGAGCGGCGUAUGUUAGCGGGCGACACCAACACCAAAGGCUUGAUUUUUGUCUAUUGUGUUCUGUCACAGGCCGAGUCGAUCCAGAAGGGUCGAUCGGACGAGGAAACGCGCAUCAAGAGCAUUCAAUCUAUCAAGGAGUCCAUAUCCAAAUGCCACAGCCUGCUCAACAUAUUGGCCGCCCGGGUAGGCGUCUCAUCCACACAAGCGAACGAAACGUCCACAUCGAAUGCAAGUAACAUGUGGAAACAAGGCACUGCGGGCACAAUCGAGGGUGUUCCAGCUCUAGCAAGGAACUCUUCAACAUCGGGAGAUACGGGCAAUACGGGCGACAGUGGCUUUGGGCCUUUAGAUAUCGACACCAUGACAGCAGACAAUACUCCUCAGGAGAAAUUCGUGGCAUUUGGUGGGAUCGCUGACCUUUCAUUUGAUAUGGACGGCAUUUGGGACCUUGGGACUAUGAUAAAUGGUCAAGGGUCCGGCCUCAACUUCGACUGGCCUGGUCCAGGCAUGUACAACUAG